Talaromyces rugulosus is the source of this 5385-nucleotide messenger RNA. RefSeq lists its product as uncharacterized. The record is from RefSeq and is a predicted model, not a curated record. NCBI's taxonomy places the organism in Eukaryota, Fungi, Ascomycota, Eurotiomycetes, Eurotiales, Trichocomaceae. Bases 1 to 5385 code for a protein of 1794 amino acids. Gene Ontology annotation, molecular function: protein binding. The transcript is spliced from 15 exons.
AUGUCUUUCCUGAAAAGAUUCAAAACGAAAAGGACUAAAAAGAAAGAGACAUUGCGAUCCGAAGAUUCACCUCCGGUAUACUCAAAACUUGGUCCACAGGAUACAGAGCAGAUUAUCACAAACUCCACCAAUGCGGCUUUUCAAGAAGCAUGGAAGAUGCACUGGAAAGAACUCAGCGAGAGCGAGAAGCUUGCGUGGAGCUUCCAAGAAGUCAGGUCUCCGUUAAAGGUACAUAAAACAAUUGACGACAUGGACAAGUACCACCGAGAUCAAUCCGUCGCUAGAAAAUGCGCAGAAGGAACCUUGCGAUUUCUCCGAGCGAUUGAGACAUUGAUGGCCGGAGUAACAAUUGGAAUGCAGGCAUACCCAGAUGUCAGUUCUAUAGUCGUCGGAAUUGUUCGGGUUGUGAUUAAUAUCGCGGUGAAAUAUUUCGAGUACUAUGAGAAGUUGACCGGGAUGCUGGAACGCCUCUCAGAUCAUCUUCAGGUCCUUGAUCUCUUUACGCGAAAUAAAUCCGAGGAACCGUUAUUGCAUUCAACACUGGUCGCAAUUUAUGUAAACAUUCUCGCCUUUUGCCGAUACGCACGGCGUGCUUUUGUUGACCAAGGGGAUAUAAAACGUUCAAAUAGUUUCGCAAUGUUGGCCAAAGUCCAAUGGGCUCCAUUUGAAGAGCAAUUCGGCCGAAUACAAUCUAAUUUGAAACACCAUACCGAGAAUCUAGACAGAAUAUCCGCAGCGAUAACCCUGAAUUCGACCUUGGAAAUUCGUGAGGAUGUGAAGAAAGCUCCAGAAACUGCUCAAAAUGAAAGAAGAGAGUUCUUGAGUUGGAUCAGCACGGAGAGCAUUGAAGAGAUCCAUGGCAUGAUUCGUCGAAAGCGACUUGCAGAUACUGGCUCAUGGCUCUUCGAGCAUUUAAAUUAUAAGAAGUGGGCUCUAGAAGAGAAGGUUGGACCGUUGUGGCUCUUUGGACCAGCUGGAACUGGCAAAAGUGUUCUUGCAUCUAUGGUCAUUGACCAUUUCUCUAAAAAUGAGGACAAUGUCGAAGUCAUCCAUAUUUACUUCAAAGGAGAAGAUACCACCAUUAUGCGGAAUUCUUUAGUCGACGUGUUGUCUAUGCUUGUGAAACAACUUUGCUGGAAUAUUGACGUCCUUCCCGAGCAGCUCUUGGAAUUUUACCGCAAUUCCAAAAGAAAUGCGCGCAAACCUACGUCUGAGGACAUCAAGGCCUUGUUCACUGAAUGUUUGAACCAUGUCGGUAAAACGGUUCUCGUUUUGGAUGGGUUAGACGAAUACGAAGAGACAAAAAGGAAACAGCUCUUGAAUUUCAUUUCUCAAACACUUGCACAACGGUUGAAUCUGAAAAUUUUCAUCACAAGUCGGUUGGAAAACGAUAUCAAGAACGUGCUUCAUCGCUGUGAAUGCUUACCUAUUGAGAGCGUGUCUCAAACUCGGCAAGACCUGGUUCGAGUCGUGAAGCAUCACGUUACUAAUGAAUUAGGGCAUAUUGAGCCUGAAUUCCAAGAAGAAGUCAUAAAAUUACUAAUCGAAAAGUCUGGAGGAAUAUUUCUCUGGGUCAACUUUCAAUUAAAUGAUCUGACUAAAAUCCCAGAACAGUCCAUUAGAGCCCAACUAAAUACGCUUCCAUCUGGGUUGGAAGAAACAUACCUUGAAUACUUUCGUGGUAUAAACAUGCAGCCCCAGACAGUCACAACCCUGGCGCAACGUUGCUUUCUUUGGACAUUUCAUACCAAUGCAAGACUUACCGGUAGCCAGUUAAGGGAUGCAGUGUCUUUAGAUCUCAGAAUAUCCGGAAACGAGCAGGAUCUCUAUAGUAUCGAUACCUUGGAAACAGUGACCAAAAACCUUUUAAAUGUUCCUGAAUUUCCGUUUUCACGUGUUCGGCCUGUUCAUUUCUCGCUACAGGAAUAUGCUACAAGUUCAGACAGCCCUCCUUCUGACCUGCGGGAGUUCCUCCUCCCCGACUCUGAGUCUGCUAAUCAACAAUUGGCCAUUCUGUGUCUCGAACACCUGCUAGCCGACGUGCCUCCACGGGACUUUUUUGAUACCAUUCUUUUCUACAGUGCUGCGUACUUUGAAACUCACAUUAAACGAUUGAAAAAAAUACCGGGCGCAUUGAUUGAUUUACUUGACCGUAUACUCAUCAAAGAGAAACAUAUGCCCUUGAAAAUCUUGACAUGGCGGUGGCCCAUUACUCAUGAAACGUAUCCCGAUAUCAGCUGCAUGGGGUGUCCCAAAUCAGUGGACCCCGUGUUUUUCAUGAAAUGUACGGGCCUUGACCAAAUAGAUGUGCUUUGGAAACGGUAUUCGCACCUUGAGCAACCGACAAGUUACCCAGAUGGGUAUCUCCAUUUGGCAGUGGCUGGUCGAUUAGAAGAUACUGUCAAGGACAUGAUUGCUCAGGGUGUCGAAGCAGAUCAACUUGAUGUCACAGGGCGUUCACCCUUAUACUAUGGCUGUGAUACGGGUUGUCCACUUGAAAUCGUGAAGUUACUCGUUGAGGAGGGAGCAAACAUUAACUUGCGUACUGACGACGGGAAAACACCGCGUAAAAUUGCUAUCAAUUUCCAUGUUGCGAAAUAUUUGGAGAGCAUUGGAGGAGUUGAAAAAAAGAAUGGCAACCCCAAGGAAAAUAAAGAAACGACACCGGCCGAGCGGCCUCAGGUCUACACUUCGGACUGGAACCCUGAACAGACCGAACAGGUCAUCGCGAAAACUACAAAUGCUGCGUUUCUAGAAGCAUGGCGGAUGCACUGGAUGGAUCUGGACGAAAGCGAAAAGGUUGAAUGGAGCUUCCAAGAAGUCAAAUCUCCGUUGAAGGUGCAAAAGACAAUUGAAGACAUGGAUAAACUGCAUCGGGAACACUCGAUCUCUCGUAAAGUCGCAGCCAAGACACUUCGGUUUUUCGAGGCGCUUGAGACAUUGAUGUCCGGGGUUGCGAUUGGGAUUCAAUCAUAUCCAGAAGUCAGCGCCAUAGUGGUCGGCGUCGUCAGAGUCGUGAUUAAUGUUGCUGUGAAAUACUUUGAAUACUACGAGAAAUUGUCUCAGAUGCUGGAACGCCUUGCUGAACAUAUCGCAAUAUUCGACCUUUUCACUCAAAACAACUCCGAUGAACAGAUCUUACAUCGGAUAGAACAAGAAAGAAGGAACUUUCUGGAUUGGAUAUGCAAAUACGAAAUCGAGGAAAUACAUGGAAUCGUUCGAGAAAAACGCCAUCCUAAUACCGGACUAUGGCUGCUGGACGACCGCAGCUACAAAUCAUGGAUUUUAGAAAAAGGCACGCACCCAUUGUGGAUAUCGGGGCCGGCUGGAACUGGAAAAAGUGUCCUUGCAUCCAUGGUCAUCGAUCAUUUGAAGGAUUGUACCAAGUACCCGGAUUACACCGUCGCAUACAUGUAUUUCAAAGGAGAAGAAGUCGAUACAAAACACUUACCCUCUCGCGUCAUGUCUAUGCUGGUCAAGCAACUCUGUUGGAACCUUGAGACCCUCCCCGAGCGAACUCUUCAAUUCUUUCGGGAUUUCGAGAAAAACGCACGACAGCAUACAUUUGAAGACCUCAGUUUUCUCUGGGUCGACUUGCAGUUAAAUGAUCUAGUCCAAAUCCCGCAAUCAGACAUCGAAAAUCAACUGACAAUGCUUCCUUCUGGACUCUCAGAUACUUACAUCGAAUGCCUCCGGAGAAUAAAUGCGCAACCACGGGCAAAUAGACUUUUGGCGCAAACUUGUUUCAUCUGGGCACUCUACAGCUACAGAUUGACAGGACGAUCCGAGUUCUGCGACCUGGUGUCUUUAGAGGCCAAACUAUCAGAGGAUAAGAAGGGAAAAUAUGGCUGGAUGGAAAUCGAAGGUGCCACCAAACAGUUAAUCAUUGCGCCAGGUUACUGGGGUCGCGUCCGGCCCCUACACUUUUCUUUCAAAGAGUUUAUCUUGAACCCGGAAUGCCCUAUACCAGUAGAUUUACAGUGUUACGUUCCUGAUUCAGACACUGCAAAUGCAAGGAUGGCCAUCAUGUGCCUGCAGCAUAUGAUGGCGGAGAAUGUACCUCCAGGCAAUAUUCUAUCCACAGGUCUGUUUUACUGUGGCGCAUACUUUGAUCGUCAUAUUCGAGAACUGGCUACAUUGCCUGAUGAGCUCAUGGAUCUACUUGACCAGCUCUUCAAUAAUGAACCACAUAAAUUUUUGCGGAUCCUGGCGUGGCGAUGGCCCCUUGCACAUGAAAACUAUCCCGACAUCAGCUGUCCAGGAAGUCCCAGUUCAAUGGAUCCGGUGUUUUUCAUGCAAUGCACCCAACUCGACAAGGUGCCCUCAAUUUGGUCGCGGUACUCGAAUGAACACAACCCGAUGUUAUCGGUAUCAAACAUGGAAAAACACAGCUCACACUCGAAAUUCAUUCACAAACUUCAGUCCCUAGACGUGGACAAAAAGGGGUGCAAUCUUCGCUCUCUUGCUCAAAAUUGCUUCCUUUGGUCGUUGUAUGCAAAGAAACCUAUAACCACAGCCCAGCUCUUAGACGCCGUCGCCCUUGACCUCAAGACGAGUCCCAAGCGCACAAAAGGUCAUGAAUAUUUUUACACCCUCACCGAUUUGAGAAACGCAACCUGCGAUCUGCUGCUAAUUUCAGGGUUUGGCUUGAACCGUGUAAGACCGCUUGAUCACGAUAGCGAGAGAUUCAUCUGCUCUGCAAUUCACGAUGAUGACACCGCAAUAGGGCUGAAAGAAUUCUUUCCGAGCCAACGCGAAGCCAAUAUUCGACUUUCAAGUUACUGUCUUCAACAUUUGCUUGCCGACACUCCUCCAGAAGAUAGCCUCUUUACAAUCUUGCCCUAUUGUGCCAGCUACUUUGACGCACACAUCCGCAGCCUCGACAACAAAAUCCCGCCGAACGUGCUGCAACUAUUAGAGCAAUUGCUGAAUUCCGGACCACUGAAUCUCCGAAAAGUUAUAUCUUUUCGAUAUCCGACUACGGACGAGAGCUUUCCUGACGUGGACUGCCCCGGCAGCCCCGCGUCAAUUGAGCCUGGGUUUUUCCUGCGGUGUGUGAAUCUUCAUGAGACGGUGGGCCCUGAGACCUGGUCUCGGUUUGCGAAGCGAGAAGAAGAUAGUUACCCUGAAGAGUAUCUACAUCUGGCCGCGGUAACGGGUCUGACGGAUAUCGUCGCGUCUAUAAUAUCAACGGCUGGUGUUGAUAUUAAUCGAGAGGACGGUAUAGGGUUCACGGCACUUCAGUACGCGGUUCAAGCUGGGCAGCAUGGCAUUGUCCAAAUACUUCUAGAUUCAGGGGCACGAGUCCAGGGAGCGGACGGUGAGCACGCAGCAGUAAUAAACAAGAAAAGUACAGUGAAAUUCACACUCAAAGCGAAGAUUUAG